AAACGCGUUCUUGGGUGCCUUUCCUGUGUACUGACACUUUCCAAUUCAUCGUCCACACCACCUCAUUCCCGACUCGCCAUCCUUCAUCUGCACCUGUUGAACCCAAAUCUGCGUCUCGUUCCUCUCAUCUUCAGAAGCACAUCAGCAAUUUGACUCGGUCGCCCUCCUGCAAGCCUCGUUGUAUCUCUGCAAUCAUGAUCGGACCCGGUACGGGCAUGCUAGGCGAAGAUGGCAUUCACGUGGACAUGAAUCAUCUCAAGUCGGGAGAAGUCAACUUGGGAACGUCAAUCAUGGCAAUCAAUUUCAAAGACGGAGUCAUACUGGGAGCAGACAGUCGGACAACCACAGGCGCAUAUAUCGCAAACCGAGUGACGGACAAACUCACACAAGUACAUGAUACCAUCUGGUGCUGUCGGUCAGGCUCUGCGGCAGACACACAGGCUGUUGCAGAUAUUGUGCAGUACCAUCUGGGAAUGUACGGCAUCAUGAACAACGAGUCACCAACAACACAAACGGCUGCUGCACUGUUUCAAGAGCUAUGCUACGAGAACAAAGACCAACUGAGCGCCGGCAUGAUCAUUGCUGGCUACGACAAACGCAAUGGUGGCCAAGUCUACUCAAUACCUCUUGGUGGCUCGCUGCACAAGGGACCGUAUGCAAUUGGUGGAUCUGGUUCGACCUACAUUUACGGUUUCUGUGAUUCAUACUGGAAAGAAGGAAUGACGGAGGAAGAAGGCAUACAAUUUGUGAAGAGUGCUCUAGGAGAAGCCAUCAAAUGGGAUGGCAGUUCUGGUGGCGUGAUUCGAAUGGUGGUUCUCACAGCGAAGGGAGCCCAGCGGCACUUGUAUCUCCCAGAUCAAGAUUAUCGAGGACCUGGAACGAAAUAAAGAGGAUGUGCAUUGACGGCGUCAAGGAUCAUUUGGGCUCAUGCAUUCAAUCGGGCAGGAAGGUUGUGAUACAUUAGCAUACCCAAGCAAAAAGCAACGGACGUCAACACUAGGCGGUAAAGCCUGAACCUAUCAGUUGUUCGGCCAGAGGGACCUCUCAGCAUCAACCACGGUUACAAGCCAGCGGCCUGAAUUGUAGUGGGCGUAGUAGUCUUGAUGCCAUACGUCCUCGUCUUGAUCAAUUUUGGGGGGGUUCUACGCGAUGCAGUACCAAUAUAUUAUUAUAUUUGGAUCAUAGGUACCUAGGUAGGAGUGGGUAUCGAGCCCUCAUGCAAAAUGACGCCAGCAGCCUUUUUGGCGGCACAGGCGGUAGCCAGGCUGGCACUGGCAGCUGGCACAAGCCACUAUUUGACGACCCUCUUUUGACGCCCCAGCGAC
Messenger RNA from Exophiala viscosa, 1325 nucleotides. RefSeq names its product proteasome component PRE3. Gene Ontology annotation, molecular function: threonine-type endopeptidase activity. The transcript is spliced from 2 exons. The coding region runs from base 195 to 887 and encodes 230 amino acids. Lineage: Eukaryota; Fungi; Ascomycota; Eurotiomycetes; Chaetothyriales; Herpotrichiellaceae. Gene Ontology annotation, cellular component: proteasome core complex. The record is from RefSeq and is a predicted model, not a curated record.